This is a messenger RNA of Metarhizium acridum CQMa 102, 1095 nucleotides long. Lineage: Eukaryota; Fungi; Ascomycota; Sordariomycetes; Hypocreales; Clavicipitaceae. The record is from RefSeq and is a predicted model, not a curated record.
AUGGACAAAUGCUUCGACAUCUUGUACAGAAGAUUGGGGCUAGUGUUUAACACCAUGAGGUGUCUGAGACGGAAGCGGUAUGUUGCCCUGAAGAUUUGUAAUUGCGAUGCCACGGACGAGGAUAUGACGCACGAGCUGGAUAUGAAUGUUCAUUUGGCCGUAAUGGACAGUAAGCAUCGAGGGCGCGGUGUCCUCGGCACAGCUAUUGAAGGCGCUAAGAUCGAAUCGCCACGGGGAGACGUGCAUCUUGCACUUGUAUUCGAACCCUUACGAGAGCCCUUGUGGUUAUUCAGAAAGCGCAUUACCCAGCAACAAAAAACUACAAUUGAGAUACUACCCCUUUUCAAGACCUAUAUUCGAAUUCUACUCGAAGGAUUGGACUACAUGCAUACACAAGCCCAUGUGAUACACACUGACCUAAAGCUCGACAACAUCAUGAUUGCAAUAGAGGACCAAUCAACCAUCGACAAUUUCAUCCAAGGCCAGGCCGCACACCCCAUGGCACGUAAACAUGUUGGUGACCAUACUAUUUACCGCUGCCACAAUGAUUUUGGACCGGUUUUAAAAGCUGCCCGGAACUUAAUACCACAUAUUACUGACUUCGGCCUUUCGCAACACGGUGAUAAAACUGAACCUCUCAUUCAUCCGAUACAGCCCGACGAAUACCGCGCUCCAGAAGUAUUACUUGGCGUCGGCUGGAGUUAUAGUGCAGAUAUCUGGAAUUUCGGUGUCAUGAUAUGGGAUCUCUUAGCUGGGCGUUCCCUCUUUAGCCAAAAGACGCGGCAGUACUCUCCUACUCAGCAUGUUGCAGACAUGAUAGCUCUUAUGGGCGAUAUCCCCCCUUCUCUAGUCGAGCGGGAAAGACGCAUGCGACAUUGGAGGUGGUCCCCUGCCGCGAUGAACCCGAAUGGCCGACUCAGCAGCAAUGCAGCUGAGUAUUUUGGUGGCCCGUUCUUCACUGAAGAAGAAGAUGAUAUGCUGGGUACCCGAGGAACGCGCAACAGCAUCGGAACUGUUAAGCGAUCCCUGGCUCAAUCCUGGGACAUGAUUCAGCCGGAAUUACAUGCUCGUUACUGCACUUUGGCAGGCUCGUGA